This is a messenger RNA of Myxocyprinus asiaticus (Chinese sucker), 8272 nucleotides long. It is a transcript of the gene dhx30, whose product is annotated as DEAH (Asp-Glu-Ala-His) box helicase 30. Gene Ontology annotation, molecular function: DNA helicase activity; G-quadruplex RNA binding; ATP binding. The record is from RefSeq and is a predicted model, not a curated record. The coding region runs from base 110 to 3625 and encodes 1171 amino acids. The transcript has 20 exons. NCBI's taxonomy places the organism in Eukaryota, Metazoa, Chordata, Actinopteri, Cypriniformes, Catostomidae. Gene Ontology annotation, cellular component: nucleus; cytoplasm; intracellular anatomical structure.
GACUGACUUGCUAGAAAAAACUUUGACUCAGUUCAAUUUCCACUCCUUUCAGUAGAUGCCGCUGUAACUCACAGUUUUGCAUAUAAAGCGGCGAAGAAGACAUUUAAACAUGGCGAUGUCCUGUACAGCACUCGUGCGAGCCCGAGCACUGAUCGCUUUAAGGAGAAAAACUCUUGAAAUUACCAACCAGGUCGGCUCACAUUGGACAUUUGUUAGUCGAUACAGGACUAAAGCUGGUGUCAUUCAUAAACAUCGCCAUUCUCCGCCAGAAACAGUUAACAGAGGUCGUCCUGAUCUUCUUCAAGAGUUUCCUGAACCAAAGAACCUGCUGUACGCCACACUGUCCCGAUCACUGGGACUGUCUGACCUCUCUCAACACAUCCAGUACAGCUGCACUGAUGGGGAAGUCAAGAGAGCCACAGUCACACUUCACUGGCCAGUGAGAAUCGAGACUGAGGGUUUCGGGUCUCGCAAGAUCGAAGCAGAACGUCAAGCAGCAGCAGCGGCCUGCUGUAAGCUGAGAGAGCUGGGUAUUCUUGGUCAAGGAAAGCAGUCGUCCAUAAAGGGGAUGUUGAGACAGCCACGGACGCAGACUUCUGUGUGGGAAGAUAAAGAGAAGGAUGAGGCUGUCUGUGAUAACCUUCAGUCUCUGCCCAUCCAGAAGAGCACAUCAUGGAAGCCCUUAAUAGCCCAAAGGCCGUUAGAAGAUGAUCCAAAAGUCACCGAAGCACUUUCCAUGUUUCCAAAGCCAAAGGCACUUCUGUCAAGUGUCAUUCAGGUGGCCACAUCAUCCUGUAGAGUCAGAGAGCUGCUUCAGUACAGAAUGUUAGGUGGAAAGAUAAAGACAUGUGAGUUGACUGUACACUGGCCAGAGGAGAUGAAGUUCACAGCCUGUGGCCGUCGCAGACUGGAGGCAGAAUCAAAAGCAGCAGCACUGGCCUGUCUCAGGUUUAAGGAACUGCAGCUCCUAGAUGAGCAGAACAAUCCUCUCACUCAUGCCAGAUACUAUCAGGAGGAAGUACGUGAAGCUGGUGAGAGAGAGAGACAGCCGUGUCGUAUCGAGAUACGUGACAAUCUAGAGCAGAGGAUUCAAGAGUACCUCACGCAGUAUCCAGUGGAGACUGAAGUGAAAAGGUUGUGGGAUGAAGAGGAAGAGCUUGCAGUUCAGCAUGAGUCAUCAUCCAUUAAUGAUGAUGAUGAGGAUGAUGACGUCAUUAUAGAUGCUAUUACCAAUAAACCAUACCGCGCCCUGCAACCUGAAGAGGCGGAGAAUCUGAGUGACCACCUCCUUAGCCUGUGGAUGAGGGUGGGGCCUGGUCGGGGUGCGGAGCUUCCGGUGGACUCUUAUAAAGAGAGCGUGCUGUCAGCGGUGGAUUCUUCACAGGUUGUUGUGAUUGCAGGAGAGACUGGCUGUGGUAAGACCACACGGAUCCCACGGUUUUUGUUGGAGGGGAACGUCAGAAGGGGAGACGGGGCCAAAUGCAACAUCCUGGUCACGCAGCCCCGCCGGAUCAGUGCUGUGUCUGUUGCACAACGCGUAGCACAUGAGAUGGGUCCUGCGCUCCGGCACUGUGUGGGAUACCAGGUGCGUCUUGAGUCGCGUCCACCUGAGCGCAGCGGUGGAGCUCUGCUCUUUCUCACUGUUGGUGUCCUCCUCCGUAAACUGCAGUCUAAUCCCAGUCUCCAGGGCAUUAGUCAUGUCGUGGUGGAUGAGGUCCAUGAGAGAGACGUCAACACCGAUCUGCUUCUGGCUCUGCUGCGUUCAGCCCUCAAAGAGAAUCCACACUUUCGAGUGGUUCUCAUGAGCGCUACGGGUGACACACAGCGACUGUCUGAGUAUUUCGGCAGAUGCCCGGUGGUACGUGUGCCUGGAUUCAUGCAUCCUGUGCAGGAGAAGUACCUGGAGGAGGUGGUGUCAGAGAUGGGUCGACCGUUACACUUGAUGAUCAGAGAGAAGAGAAACAAACAGGAAGAAAAUGAUGCUGCUCCUGAUCUUGACCUAGUAACUGAUGUGAUAGACCAUAUUCAUCGCCGUGGAGAGCCAGGUGCUGUGCUGUGUUUCCUCCCUGGAUGGCAAGACAUUAAAGCUGUGCAACAGAAACUGGAAGAAAAAGAAGCGUACAGAUCAGGCUCACAGUUGAUUUUACCUUUGCACUCCAGUAUGGCUGUAGCGGAGCAGCAAGCUGUGUUCCAACGCCCCCCAGAGGGUCAGCGCAAAAUCGUCCUGGCAACCAACAUUGCUGAGACGUCUAUCACCAUUGACGACAUAGUGCAUGUGGUAGAUGUGGGCUGUCAGAAAGAACAGAACUAUGACCCCAGGACUAAGGUCUCUGGUUUAAAUACAGUUUGGAUUUCAAGAUCAAAUGUGACUCAGCGGAGAGGAAGGGCGGGUCGGUGUCAGCCUGGACAUGCCUACCACCUGUUCCCACGACAACACCUGGACACCAUGACCCUGUUUCCUGUCCCUGAAAUUCUGCGAACCCCUCUGGAGAGUGUUGUGAUUCAGGCCAAGAUUCAUUGUCCAGAGAGCAAAGUUGUGGACUUCCUGUCACAGGUGCUGGACUCCCCAGACCAGCAUGCAGUGAAAGUUGCUGUAAAGAACUUAAUAGAUAUUGGUGUUCUGGAUGGCUCUGAGAAUCUGACUGCACUGGGAGAGCGAGUGGCCUGCAUGUCAUGUGACCCACGCUUGGGGAAAGUGUUGGUUUUCUCGUCUCUGUUCUCUUGUGUUCUUCCCAUUUUGUCUGUGGUAGCGUGUUUGACCCGAGAUCCAUUCUACAACAGCAUGCAGAACCGGACCCUUGUCUCCAAGGCUAAGAAAUCUUUGAGUGGUUCAAGCUGCAGUGAUUAUCUGGUCUUCAGUCGUGUUGUUCAGAGCUGGAAAGAGCAACAUAAGGAGGGCAGACAGGAGUAUCUGGACAAAUACACUCUGUCUGGAGCCAGUCUGAGAUUUAUACAUGGUCUGAUGCAGCAGUUCAGUGAAAAUAUUUGUGAGGCCGGACUGGUGGACCAUUCAGCUCAAUGUCUUCGUCUCUCCUCAUGGCUCAACCAGCACAGUCAGCAGGAACAGCUCAUUAAAGCAGUGCUGCUUGCAGGCCUUUACCCUAAUCUAAUACAGGUGAAAAGAGGCACAGUGACUAAAGGUGGAAGAUUUCGUCCAGAAACUAUUUCCUUCCGCACACAGAGUGGUCCUGUGUUAAUGCACCGCUCCUCUGUCAAUAGGGGAGAGCAGAAACUCUCGAGUCGCUGGCUCACGUUCUUCUCUGCUGUGAUGUCCAAUGGUCAAGUCUUCAUCAGAGACUCUUCUGUGGUUCACCCACUCGCUUUGCUGCUCCUCACAGACUGUGACCUCACGGAGAGAGUAAUAGGAGAUCGUGUUGAGGUGGCUUUACCAGGUCAUGCGCUUAUACGAUGGGAGUUUCAUCCUCACACCUGGGAGUUGCUGUGGGAUUUGCGCACUUCCAUCCAGGCUAUGAUCCACAGGAAACUUCGACCCUCUGGAUUAAAAUCCAACUCCACAGAAAACAGCUGGCAAGACAGUCAGCUUGUAUCUUUAUUAGUGGACCUUCUGAAUAACACAGAUUCAGGUGCUAGAAGUGAUCAUGAUGAUGGAUCAGUGGAGCAAUGACAAAUAAACAUGGAAAAGUGGACAGCAAAUUUUGGGUCAAGGCUGUUUUAAUGUAAGCAUGCACAAUGUCUGUGACACUGUAAAUUAAUUGAGACAUUUUCACAUUCCAGCCCAACAAAGACUGAGAUGUAAGAAUGAUUUUUUUGGGGAAUGUUGUGUUGCAAAGUCUAAUCUAAUUUAAAACUAGAAUUGUUCCUAAGGGUGUAUAAAUUCAGCUAUAUUGCUAAAAUAUUAUGUGUUGCAUGUAUAUAUGCAUCUGUAUGUGGCUGUUAAAGGAGAAAAAGACUGCUGUGUAGUUUGUUGUCAUCAGAUUGAAAAAAUAAAAUAAUUAUAUUAGUAUAUUAAAAUGAAAAAGACAUAAAACUGCUAAAUAUCUUGAUGCAAAUGCAACAUUGAAGCCAACAGACAUUUGUUGUGGUAAAACCUGAACAAUAAAUGAACAGAGCAUGAGUGAUUUGAGGAUGCACCUCAGUAUAUGUAUUAAAAUACUUGUAUUAUAGAUAGUGUGUGUCAAUUUAGGACUGUCUCUUGGAACAGGGUUCCCGCAGGUCCUUAAAAAGUCUUAAUUUUACUUUUUAAAAUUUAAGGCCAUAAAACUUCUUAAAUUACAAGAAGUCUUAAAUUUAGUUUACUGAGGUCUUGCAUUUUUGGCCGUAAAUAGAGGCAAUGCUUAAGAGUAGAAUCUGCUUGAGUCAAAAUCAUCAUCAUAUCGCUCUCUCGUGCAGCCAGCAUUUAGCAGCUGCCGCUUGAGUUUAGUGUGAACGCACAAGGAAGCGCAUUUUUACUGAACAUACGAUGUUACACAUGUAUAAACUCGUUAAUCCGUAAUGCAAAUGGUGUUAUUCUGCGUCCCUGUAAGCGAGCGGUGCGCUAACACUAUUGCUCCUGUUUAUAAUCUCCGUUUUACACAUCCGGGCAUUUGCACGUGAUGAAAUCGUACAUAUUUAUACAAACGAAAUUGUACGAAAUAGCCAACUCGUAAAAUCUAUAUGAAUUUUCAUGAGAUCGGGUUGUCGCCCCUAUUUAUAAUCAACAAAGCUGUCAACAUUGCAGUUUGCAAGCACGCAAGGUUGAAGUGAUCUUUUGACGCCUUUCAAAUCGUGGCGCUUCCUUAUUUCACACUACCUUUGACAAGAACUGUAAAGCUAACAGAACUACUCAGCUGCAGAGUUACACUUGUUACAUCUCUCAUCUCCAUCUCUCUAGAUCUGACAUAUACAGCGAUUUUCUCUGCCAUCUCAAUUUAAAAAAUGUUGUAAUAAUAUACAAAACUAUAAUAGAAUUAUAUAAAUAUUAUAAUAUUAAUAAUAUACAUAAUAUGAAAAUAUAUUAUCUAUAUAAUGUUUAGUAUACAAUCUGUUACAUCAUUACUAAUUAUGCAGCACAGUUCUCUUUCAUAAUUUAAUCUUUUAACAUUUUCAAUACAUCUUGUCAACUUUAAACAGCCAUUUUUAAGGUAACUGACAAGUUUUGACUUUUAUUGAGAUAUUUCACAUAAAAAUUAAAUUUCCUCACCUUCAUGCUGUUGCAAACCUGUAUGACUUUAUUAUUUCAGUGGAUAUCAGAAGGAGAUAUUAGGGAGUUUCAGUCACCAUUCACUUACAUUGAAUGAAAAACAAGAUGCAGUGACAGUUAAUGAGACUAAACGUUUUGCUUAACAUCCUUUUUUGUUCCACGGCAGAGAAAAUUCAUUCAGACUCACCUUAUUCACUCUAGCACCAUGUUUGAUUUUUAAUAGGAAUGGAAACAAGGCUGUGAGGGAUAGACUUACAGUCUCUUCAAUGGACGAAGGGUAUAAAGCUGUAAAAAGUGUUUUUGAAAAUAUAUCUUUCAAUGUUUUGUCUGCGGAACGAUCCAAAAACACUAAACUGCAGUACAGCCCAUUGAAGAGACUGUACGUCUAUCCCGCACAGCCUCGUUUUCAUUCCUAUUAAAAAUGAAAGAUGGCGCUGCUGUGAAUAAAGUCUAGCAUGUGCUGAAUAACAUUUAUAUAUUUUGUCUUGGCAGAUAACUUUACCAAAUACGUUAACAGGUAGUUAAAGGGCAGUUCAUUUAAAAAUGACAUUUCUGUCUAUUGAAUCACAAACAAGUGACUAAAGAGAAGGGUCACAAUAUAGGUUACAUACUUUAGGCUACGUGCAUUCUUAAUGAAUUCAUUUAGAGUUUUAUUGUUGUAUUAACUUAUUUAAAACACACACACACACAAAUGCACAAUAAAAUAUAUUUAAAAAAAAAAAACAUGUCCAGAGACAUCCAAGUAGCAUCAGUGGUUUUGUAUUUAUCAGCUAAUGAAUUAUUUCGUUUUUUUUUUUUGCAAAAGUGGUCUUAAAUUGAUGUUUUAUUUGGCCUUAAAAAGUCUUACAUUUCAUUCCUUCGAACCUGCAGAAACCAUGUGGAAGAAAACACAGCUGUCUGUCUGAUCCAGUCAGAUUUAUUUCACUAAUGCAGUUAAUAGUAUCAAAGAUUUUCCCAACUGUACAUAACAAAAUGCACAAAUAUAUUAUGGACUGUUUUGUAAGCUCACUAUAUAUUACACAGAAAAAUAAAUCUGUCAUUUUAUAUGCAUAAUUUAAUGCACAAAUUAAUGGCAAGCCGUUGUACUAUGAAUUUUAAAAUAUACUGUAUGUGAAUGCGCUUUUGCAUUUUAAAAAACUUUUUAAUCUGUUAUUCCACAAGGUUGUUUCAUUAUAAGUGCUUGGAUAUGUUAACACACAUUAAGGAUGGAUGGAUGGGUGGAUAGCAUUUGUUGGAGGAGGGGGUGUAAUUUUCUAAGCCCGUCGGGCCCAGGGUCGAUUUAAACGUUCCCUUUAGUGUGGCCAUAGCGGGCCCCCCUUUUACCAUGGGCCCCAGGGAGGCUGCCUAUACUGCAUACUGUAUCAAUAAAUAUAGAUGUGAUCAAAAAUAUCAUAAGAAUUCCUAAAAUGACUUUCACACAAUUUUUAGUUAUUUUUUGUGUUUAGUAAAUAUAUGUGUAUAAAUCUGAAGAGAGAUAUGUCAAUGAUUUCCUUAUUGAUCAUAACCACAGCAAAGUCCAUCCCCGAAACCGUGAUGCGUGCUCUUGAUGGUAAAAAAAAAAAAAGCUGCCUCCAGAAGGUCGUAACUUGCAAUUACUGCGACACAUCUUUCAGGGGUCCUGCAACUGAAAUUCACACAUUGUGUUCUUGUAUAGAGGAAAACUUAACACAAGAUUAUGUCUGAUUUGUGAGUGGAUUGUUCUAUCUAGCAAUGUCAAAUAACUGGAAAGGUCAUGGAAAAGACCAUUUCACUGGUUAAAAGGGUUGGAAACCAUGUAGAAACUGUAAAUGUAUUGCCUUCGAAAGCAAUGAAAAUGAAAUUAAGGAUAUACACUGGCGGCCAAAAGUUUGUAAUAAUGUACAGAUUUUGCUGUUUCGGAAGGAAAGUGGUACUUUAACAAGCUUCAUUUAAUGAACCAAAUAGCUUUCAGCUGUGUUUGAUAUAAUAGCAAGUGAUUUUCUAGUACCAAAUUAGCAAUUUAUCAUGAUUACUCAAGGAUAAGAUGUUGGAGUGAUGGCUGCUGGAAAUGGGGCCUGUCUAGAUUUGAUCAAAAAUGACUUUUUUCAAAUAGUGAUGGUGCUGUUUUUCAAAUCAGUAAUGUCCUGACUAUACAUUGUGAUCAGUUGAAUGCCACUUUGGUGAAUAAAAGUACCAAUUUCUUUCCAUAAGUGCAAAAUCUGUACAUCAUUCCAAACUUUUGGCUGCCAGUGUAUAUGGAGUUACAAUACUCUUAAUGUUUAAUAAAUGGAACCACGGACAAUUAAUGUAUUUAAUAUAAGAUUGCAACUCCUCAACAUAGAAGAUAAACACAUCCACCCCCCUAAACAACUUGUUUUUUUACACCAUAUUUGAAAGCUGUGGACCUGAGAAUGAACUUCGCUCACUGUGUCAACUUUGGACAAUGCUUUUUCCCAUGAGUCAGUAGAUAACAUAAUGAGCUGAAACUCCUCCCAAAUAAAGUGCAGCUGUAUGGCUUCUCUCCAGUAUGCACUCGUUCAUGUUUGUGCAGGGAUCCUAGCUGAGCAAAACUCUUUUCACAAAGAGUGCACUUGUAGGGUUUCUCUCCAGUAUGGAUUCUUUGGUGCAAUUUCAAGUCGCUGGCUCUGAUGAAGGCUUUACCACACACUGAGCACACAUGAUCUUUCUCGCCGGUGUGUAUUUUCUGGUGCUCUUUUAAAUAGUCAAGCCAUAAAAAGCUCUUUCCACAAAAAGAACACAAGUAAGGCUUCUCAUCUGCAUGGAUUUUUUUGUGUCUUUUUAGAUGUGAGGCCAAAAGAAAAGUUUGACCACACUGAUCACAGUUAAAUGGUCUGUCUCCAGAAUGAAAUCGCUGAUGAUUUUUUAGAUUUCUAGCCAGGUUGAAGCUCUUGCCACAUUGUAUACAUUGAUGUAAUUCCUUUUCUGAAUGAAUAUUUCUAUGCCUUUUAAGGUUGCUUGGAUGUGUGAAACUUUUUCCACACUGAAGGCAUGUGAAAGGGCUCAAACCAAUGUGAAUUCUUAUGUGCUCCUUAAGACUUCUCUUGUGUGUGAAACUUUUUCCACACUGGAGGCAUUCAAAAGAAUUUACUCCAGAGUGAAUUCUCAUGUGAUCAGUAGGAUUUCCUUUCUGUGUGAAACUCUUUCCACAUUGGG